AUGACUAGCAUGCCUCAAACCAGUGUAGAACCUUUUCCUAUGAAAUUAUAUAGAAUUAUCAACACCUGCCAAACUGGUGAGAUAGAUUGGGCAAUGGAUGGGAAAUCCAUAUUAAUCAAUUUCCCAUCCUUUGAAAAAAGGUAUUUAGACUCCUACACAAAUCAGUAUUUCAAAAAAUCGCUGGAAAAGAACGACAAAAAAGAGACCAAAGUUGAAUUUAAUACCAAGCAAAUAUCGAGCUUCAUCAGGCAGCUCAAUCUUUACGGGUUCAAAAAGAUAUCGAAACUGAGAAAAAAACACGAAGAUGUGGUGAAUAGAGGACAAAUUGAUUUCCCGCAGACGACACGAAAAAAUCAUGGCAUGGUAAACAAUCCCGAGAUCAACGGCAACAAUUAUUUGCUAUUCAACAUUGAAAACGUGAUUUAUAAUGACAGCAAAUUCAAGAAGUCGAAAAGAAAAUUUGACGAUGAAUUAGAUUAUCACGAAUAUUUUCACAAACAUUUCAUCCGAGGUCAUCCCGAAUUAUUGGAGACGAUAAAAAGGACUUCCUUAAUGAAUAAUAACACCUCAAAAAAUGGUAGUUCUAACAAUGUAAGCGAGAAUGGUGGUCAACAUAUUGACGAUGCCCAUAAAGAAAACGGGAUCGAAGCUAGACCUAUACACGAAAAAAUCGAAUACUUGAAACCAAAUGAUGUUAAAAGAAGAAAGAUGCAAUCUUGCGAGCUGAUGAACCGUGAUAACUUUUUAUACAAUACAGCAGACUACAGCGCGUCUGCAAUACUUAAUUCGUCGGCAAACCAUAAUUUUUUGAUGAAUUCUUCGCCAAAAUACAAAAACAAUUUAAAUUUACCGAUUCUGAAGACAAACAAUUUUAAUCCAAAUUUUAUAUGCAAUAAUAAUUACUUAAAUUACAAUAAUUUUAAUUUGGUGAACAAUCCGGGUAAUUGUUGCGAUCCUAAUUUAAUGGUUUUAUGUUCUUCUGCUCUAGCUAAAAAAGAUUUCCAGCUGCCUAACAUCAACAUAAAUAUCAAUAUAGAUCAUAAGAAUGACAACAAAAUUAAUAACAAUAUUGGAGAUUUUCAAAAAUUGAGCCCCAUUGAGGUCUUCACGAGUGUUAACGGAAAGCAAAGUUUAAGCAAUUCUUCCAUAAAUAUGAAUGAGUUUUAUGACACCUCUUAUAAUAAUUUAAGCGUUAGUAAUGAAAAUUUAUAUGGAGGUGGGAAUUAUUUCGACAUAAAAUUAAAUUCAAAAGAUAAUUUUUUUAUGGAAAAUAAUAACUCGCAAAAGUUAUCUUCUUAUCAACAAAAUACGAUAUAUACAUCAGAGAAAGAUCUACCUAGUAGUGUGAACGUAUGCGCGAAUAUUGAUAUAAACCAUUUCAAAAGAACAGAUUAUUUUGAUAUUAAUCUAAAGGUUAAGUGA
Gordionus sp. m RMFG-2023 is the source of this 1422-nucleotide messenger RNA. RefSeq lists its product as uncharacterized. Bases 1 to 1422 code for a protein of 473 amino acids. Gene Ontology annotation, biological process: regulation of DNA-templated transcription. The transcript is spliced from 2 exons. Gene Ontology annotation, molecular function: sequence-specific DNA binding; DNA-binding transcription factor activity. NCBI's taxonomy places the organism in Eukaryota, Metazoa, Nematomorpha, Gordioida, Chordodea, Parachordodidae. The record is from RefSeq and is a predicted model, not a curated record.